AUUGCGAGCAUGGGGAUUGAAGCUCAAGAAGACAUCCCUGACACUGGGUCAGCCACAAGGCUUCCCGAAACACCAUGCGGAAUUGACCCUACAGCUGCAUCGCAGAAAUGGAACCACCCGCGAUCAAACAUUUUCCGCGUCGGGACCACGUUCUGGUCUUUUCUCGUUAUGGGAGCAAACGAUGCUGCUUACGGUGCCCUGAUUCCAUACCUCGAAGAAUACUACAACAUCAGCUAUAUGGUUGUCUCUUGUGUUUUCCUCUCCCCCCUAGUGGGCUACGUUAUCGCCGCCCUCGUCAAUAACAAGCUUCACGAAACGGUAGGACAACGCGGUAUCUCGCUCAUCGCUCCGCCGUUCCGACUCGUCGCGUAUAUCCUCAGCUGCGUCCAUCCGCCGUACCCUGUCCUUGUGGUUGCGUAUAUUUUCGCAGGAGUUGCGAACGGACUGGCAGAGGCAGCCUGGAAUACAUACCUCGGGAACAUGGAGAAUUCAAAUGAGAUAUUGGGUCUGCUGCACGGUGUCUACGGACUCGGGGCAGUGAUCAGUCCCUUGAUCGCGACGAAUAUGAUCACCAAGGCAGAUGCGCCGUGGUAUUACUUUUACUUUUUUAUGAUUGGAAUCUCCGUCAUAGAAGGAAUCGCCUGUCCCGUUUUCUUCUGGCAGUUCACGGGCGCAGCAUUCAGGAAGGCCCAUGCCGGAGCGGACGACGCAACCGGCGCAGGCCUGAAAGACGCGUUGUUCAAGCGCCCGGCUGCUCGGGUAUCAUGGAUCUGUUCUUUCCUGCUCCUUCUCUACGUGGGCGUCGAGGUCUCGAUUGGUGGGUGGAUCGUCACCCUCAUGAGAGAUGUGCGAAAUGCAGGUGCUUUUCCGAGCGGCAUGACGGCCACGGGCUUUUGGUUGGGUAUUACGUGUGGGAGGAUGUUGUUGGGGUUUGUUACUGCGAGGAUUGGGGAGAGAGUGGCUACUCCGAUCUACAUCGCUUGCUCUAUCGCCUUCUCGUUAGUUCUUUGGCUGGUGCCCAAUUUCUACGCAUCCGCCGUAGCUGUCUCCAUCGAGGGCUUCUUUCUAGGUCCCUUGUUUCCAGCUGUCGUGGUCGUUAUGACAAAACUACUACCAAAGCAUAUGCAUGUGACAUGUAUAGGAUUCGUUGCUGCGUUUGGAGGUGCCGGUGCCGCGGUGCUGCCCUUCGUGGCGGGUGGCAUUGCGCAGGGGUCAGAGGUGAAGUCUCUAUUGCCGUUUAUCUUUGCGGUGUCGGUGGGGAUUUUGAUUCUGUGGAUGGGACUGCCGAGGUCGAAGAAGUCUUGAUUAGAGUGACUGCUGUGAGAUUGAAAGACCGAGCAAAGCGCGCAGUUCAGAUUAGGUUAAGUGAAAACUGU
Molecule: messenger RNA, 1376 nt
Organism: Aspergillus steynii IBT 23096
Lineage: Eukaryota; Fungi; Ascomycota; Eurotiomycetes; Eurotiales; Aspergillaceae
Product: MFS transporter
Exons: 5
Coding region: 10-1305 (431 amino acids)
Biological process (GO): transmembrane transport
Cellular component (GO): membrane
Molecular function (GO): transmembrane transporter activity
Source: RefSeq, a predicted model, not a curated record